This is a messenger RNA of Cyclopterus lumpus (lumpfish), 1313 nucleotides long. Its product is annotated as ADP-ribosylation factor 4. Gene Ontology annotation, cellular component: cytoplasm; plasma membrane. NCBI's taxonomy places the organism in Eukaryota, Metazoa, Chordata, Actinopteri, Perciformes, Cyclopteridae. The record is from RefSeq and is a predicted model, not a curated record. Gene Ontology annotation, molecular function: GTP binding; GTPase activity. The transcript is spliced from 6 exons. Gene Ontology annotation, biological process: intracellular protein transport; vesicle-mediated transport. The coding region runs from base 223 to 765 and encodes 180 amino acids.
CGUCAUUUAUUCCGCGUUGGCCUGGACGUGGCACAAGGAGGAGCUGUCUCCCCCCCCCCAGCUGAUCCUGAUCUCCAUGUCUCUGCCGGUCUAACCCUUGCCCGGGUCUAACCCUUGCCCGGGUCUACCCCUCAUCGUGUGUCUGCGGGUCUACCGCUAGCCCGGGUCUUCCCUAACCCAGCAGCUUUGUUCCUCCCGCUGCGGAACCGGGACUUCGUUAAAAUGGGUCUCACCAUCUCGUCGUUGUUCUCCAGGUUCUUCGGGAAGAAGCAGAUGAGGAUCCUGAUGGUCGGUUUGGACGCAGCUGGAAAAACAACGAUCUUGUACAAACUGAAGCUCGGAGAGAUCGUCACCACCAUUCCAACAAUCGGUUUUAAUGUGGAGACGGUCGAGUACAAGAACAUCUGUUUCACAGUUUGGGACGUUGGCGGUCAGGACAAGAUCCGUCCUCUGUGGAGACACUACUUUCAAAACACACAGGGUCUGAUCUUUGUUGUGGACAGCAACGACAGAGAGAGAGUAGCAGAGUCUGCUGAGGAGCUCUCUAAGAUGAUCCAGGAGGACGAGCUGAAGGAGGCGGUUCUUCUGGUUUUUGCCAACAAACAGGAUCUUCCAAAUGCGAUGGGAGUCAGUGAACUCACUGACAAACUGGGUCUGCACAGCCUCCGCAGCAGAACUUGGCACGUCCAGGCCACCUGUGCCACUCAGGGAACUGGUCUGUAUGAGGGUCUGGACUGGCUGUCCAAUGAGCUGUCGAAGCGCUAGACCACCUGACGGGAACCGGGGAGCAGCAGACGGACGUCAUCGACGAUGUCAUCGGGCGAUGUCAUCGGGCGACUUGUGUACAAAGUGAUGAAGAGGAGGAGGAACAUUUACCUGAACAGUUUUUUUGUUUUUUAAUUAUUCAUGUAUCGUCUGUAAGAGGAAGUGAUGUCAUGGACUCUGAGCUCUUCUUCUGUGCUUCCUGUUAUAUUUGUUUUUCACUUUUAAUCUGCAUGUGACGGGAAAUGAUGAAAAGGAGGGGUGGGGCUUAUCACAGGUCAGUGUGCCUGUGGGUGGGGUUUGUGAUGGGUAGGUGUACCUGUGGGCGGGGUUAACUUUAGGUGAAAGUUUCCUGGGGGAGGUUCAACCAUAGGUAAGUUUUCAGGGGGCGGGUCAACGACAGGUGACAGUUACCUGUGGGGAGGGGCGUGGGUUGACAACAGGUUGACAGCUUCCUGGUCGAUGACGCAUUCCACUGAGCUGAACCUGAAGGCCUCGUCAUUCUUUGAAAAAGCAGCAACGAUGAUGCAAUAAAGUUUUUUUCCUUGUCA